Molecule: messenger RNA, 429 nt
Organism: Brassica oleracea var. oleracea
Lineage: Eukaryota; Viridiplantae; Streptophyta; Magnoliopsida; Brassicales; Brassicaceae
Product: polyadenylate-binding protein-interacting protein 6-like
Exons: 3
Coding region: 1-429 (142 amino acids)
Molecular function (GO): ubiquitin binding
Source: RefSeq, a predicted model, not a curated record
AUGAAGCCAGGAGGAUCAGGAUUGAAUCCGAACGCAGCAGCUUAUGUACCACUCUACAAAAGAGAAGCUGAUUCUACAAAACCUGCUGCUGCUGCUGCCACACAUGACGUUCAGCACCAACCCUAUGGUUAUGGAGUCAAAGGGAAGGGAAGUUUUCCAGGCUCUCACAUGAGGGAUGAUGAUUCGGAGAUGGAGAUGGAGUUCCUUUUGGCUUCAUUCUCUAAUUUGUCAGAUGAGUCUAUAUGUGAUGUUUACUUGGCCAACAAUGGUGAUCUUGAUGCAACUAUCGAAAUGCUCACUCAACAUGAGAAUGAGUGCUCCGAGGCUGAAGAAGCUACAUGCAAGUCCAUGAGUACGAAAAAGAUGGGUAUUCAGAGAUGCAGAGGAAGAAUGAUGUCGAGUGUGAGGAAGAGGAGCGGACGUUGGUGA